GCUCUCUUUCACUCACACAAAUUCUCCAACCACCUCCACUCUCCCCAUUCUCUAUACUCCACUAUUAGGUUAAUUCUCCCUCUUCACUCACUCUUUCAUUUUUCCCUCCCUCUUUCUCUUUCUCUCUCUCUCUUUCGCUUUCUUUCUCUGUCUCUCUGUCUGUCUGUCUGUCUGUCUGUCUGUCUGUCUGUCUGUCUGUCUCGCUCUCUCUCUCUCUCUCACACUCUCUCUCUGUUUUGUCACUAAGCUUUUCAGUGACCAACACUGGACUCAUGCCCACUCACUUGUCCCCCUUUGCAUUCUUCCUUUCUUUCUCUUUUGGCUCUCUCUCUCACUCAAUCACUCUUUCCCUCUCCAUCUCUACUUUACUGAGACCUAAACUGCUACUUUGAAUGAUAGAGGGGACCCAGUGUGUAACGCACACACUCUGAGCUAAUUUAGAGAGCUGUAGCAGGUUGGAUCAGGAGCCCCUGUCUCUCUUUCUAUCUCUCUGUCUGUCCGCUCAUCUGUGGUUGUGUAUGGGAGAGGAAGGCUAACAUGGACUUGGUGGGUCUCUCUCUGCCUCUAUUACUUGUGUUUUGGCAAUGGACAACUACCACAGGCGCCACCGUGACGUACUGGACGUACACGGGUUCAGUAGGCCAGUCCAAGUGGGCGGAUUACUUCCCAGACUGUGGUGGUAAGGCCCAGUCUCCGGUUGACGUGGAAACGGUCCAGACCCAGUAUGACCCCUGCCUGGGCCCUCUUACCCCCCUCGGUUAUAGCCAGCACGGCAACAAACCCUUCAGCCUCUACAACAACGGACAUACAGUGGUGGUUCCUCUCCCAGGCUGGAUGGGUUUAGGGGGGCUGCCCUGGCAGUUCACGGCCGUCCAGAUGCACCUGCACUGGGGCAACGGAGCCCCGGAGGCCGGGGGCAGCGAACACACCAUCAACGGUCAGAGCUCCGCUGCAGAGUUGCAUGUGGUGCACUACAACUCAGAGCUGUACCCUAACAUGUCAGUGGCUAUGACCCAGCAGGAUGGACUGGCAGUCCUGGGAGUCCUCAUAGAGACAGGUGAGGAGGCUAACCAGGCCUUUUGGAACAUUCUCAACUACCUGGGUCACGUCAGACAUGCAGGUCAGAGUGUGUCCAUCCCAGCCUUUGAUGUCCAGUCCCUCCUGCCCUCUGACCUGGGGCGGUACUACCGAUACAAUGGCUCCCUCACCACUCCUCCCUGCUUCCAGAGUGUCCUCUGGACCCUCUUCACAGAGACCGUCAAAAUCUCACACACACAGCUGAUGAAGCUGGAGACAGUGCUGUAUGCCAGUAAGGAGGACGCUGACCGCGUCGUCAUGCAGGACAACUACCGUACACCUCAACCACUUAACGACCGGACCAUCCUCUCAUCCUUCCCAUUAGAAUCAGUGAAGGUGUACACUGCAGGAGAGAUCACAGCGAUAGUAAUAGGAGCUCUGUGUGGCUGUGUUGGUCUGGCUGUCAUCAUUCGCUUCAUAGUGAAGACUAUACGCUCCACCUCUAGCUGGGACGUCCUGCCCAGCGUCCGGCCCGCCCCCGUGCCCAGGACUAAGGAGCCAGGGAAGGAGCUGAAACAGGACGUGGCCCUCAACAUGACCUCUGAACCAGGAAAAAAAUAAGAUCCUGUCCCCUCCUCAGUCUGAGACCAAUCAGAGACCUCCAUGAAUGACCCACCCCCCCCCCC
This is a messenger RNA of Salvelinus fontinalis (brook trout), 1703 nucleotides long. Its product is annotated as carbonic anhydrase 14-like. Gene Ontology annotation, cellular component: plasma membrane. Lineage: Eukaryota; Metazoa; Chordata; Actinopteri; Salmoniformes; Salmonidae. The record is from RefSeq and is a predicted model, not a curated record. Gene Ontology annotation, molecular function: zinc ion binding; carbonate dehydratase activity. The coding region runs from base 538 to 1638 and encodes 366 amino acids. The transcript is spliced from 12 exons.